Molecule: messenger RNA, 1317 nt
Organism: Stegodyphus dumicola
Lineage: Eukaryota; Metazoa; Arthropoda; Arachnida; Araneae; Eresidae
Source: RefSeq, a predicted model, not a curated record
AUGACCUGGAUACCACACAUCCAGGACAUCAAAAUUAGAACAGUGACAAUAGCGAAGCAAAUGCGAUUAUUUCAUGGCCACAAAUGGGGCCUCAAUCCUCAUAUUCAGAAGGUCCUCUUCACCACAGUGGUGGAAAAGAUAGUCACUUAUGCAGCAGCAGUAUGGGCUCACCCAAUGCAAAGCAGGAAAAUUAAACACCUUUCUACCAUUCAAAGACCUUUUGCAUUGGGUAUCACUAGAGCCUACCGCACGACGUCUUCAGACGCGAUCAACGUGCUGGCUGGCCUUCUUCCCCUACACAUCCGUGUCGAAGAGGAGGCAGCAAGACAAAUCGUCCUGCAGCUUAAAAGACCUGUCACCUUUGAGGAAGAAUAUUUUAAUCCAGAGGACUAUGAAGCUAAAUGCUGCCCUCUGAAAAUCCAUCCAGCAGCCAAAGGCACCGGAAUAAGCAUAAUUACCAAUCCAACUACGGCCCACCGUCCAGCACAGAUUACUAUCUUCACUGACGGGUCGAAGAUAGACGAAAACGUGGGAAGUGCCUAUGUGGUCAUGCUGCAAGAUACAGUCAUAGAUCAAUGGAAGGGUCAACUAAGGCAAUUUAAUAGCGUUUUUCAGGGAGAAGCAGUGGCAAUUGCGCAAGCAAUCCGCUACCUGCAAUCCCACCACUCCCGCAACGCUACAAUAAAGACAGACAGUCUUUCUUCGCUAUACGCAAUAGGAAACCCUGACCACCCAUCCGAUAUUAUUCAGGGAAUACAGGAAGAUCUGCGAAAAAAUUCCCAACUCCAUACAAGACUUGAAUGGAUCAAAGCGCAUGCCGGCCACCACGGCAAUGAGUUGGCUGACCAUCUAGCCAAAGAAGCUGCCACAGGAGCAACAUCUCAACAAAUCAACAUCCCAUGGCCAGUGUCUUACCUGAAAAGAACAUUGCGCUUAAAGGCAAUCGGGAAAUGGCAGCAGACAUGGGAUAACAGCGAUACCGGCCGACGGACUUAUUACCAUGUCAGCUACGUGGACACUACCAAAAAUUUUGCAAACAUGCAAUUGGUAAGAUACAUUACGGGUCACGGACCAUUUCCCGAGUACUUUAACAAACGCGGGAUAAGUAACACUAGCCAGUGCGCCUGUGGACAGACUGGCUCUCCGGAGCAUUAUCUAACCUCCUGUCCCCUUACAGAAGGGCUACACAUCAACCUUCCGUCGACCAAUCGACAAGCUUUCUGUAAGUUUUUGAUAAAACAGAGGCACUUGGUUAGAAAAAUAGGGCUUUUAAUGGAUAAACUGGCCGAUCUUAACACAGACCUGUGCCAUACUUAG